AUGUCGCAAGCUAGUAAUGUUUUAGAAAUUACUGCCGUCGAAAAAUCCGAACCCCCCGAAAAACCACCUACUAUUACCUUCCACUCCGGAACACUCGUAAAGGACUACCAAUCAACUGCAAAUAGCAAAUUCAAGUCUCUUGAGAUUGAUGAGCAUUUGUUGAACGCAGAACAAGUUGCCAGUCAAUGUAAUACCAACAUCAACUUUUCUAAACCCGCUGAUUCAAAUGGAUUAUCAACUGACGAUGCCCAAAAACGUGUGCUUGAAGGAGGACAAAACUACGCUGUGCUUGCUGUUGAGUUUGAAGCCAAUAAAGUCAACAUCUAUCUUGGCGCCGUGCUAUUUGCUGUUGCAUUCCUUAACGCCUACAUCGAAUUUUACCAACUACGGAAGUCUGCUGCGAUCCUCGAGUCCUUUUUAAAUUUGAGUCCGCAAAAGUGCCUUGUACGCCGAGACGGGAAAUGGACCCAAAUUCUGGCAAUAAAUCUUGUCCGCGGAGAUGUGGUAUUCGUGAAGAUGGGCAACAAAGUUCCUGCCGAUCUUUACCUAUUUGCUGCUACAGACAUGAAAGUAGAUAAUUCCUCCCUGACUGGCGAAACAGGGCCACAAAAACGAACAACCUUCAAUUUUGAGAAAAAUCAUCUAAAAGCCACUAAUCUCUGUUUCAGUGGUACACUUGUAAUCUCUGGAGAGGGUUAUGGUAUUGUCAUUCGUACUGGGGACACUACCGUGUUGGGUCAGAUUGCCAACCUGACUUUUAGAGAAAAGAAAAACAAAUCUCCAUUGGCCCGCGAAAUUGACGAUCUCGUGAAAAUUAUAUCGGGACUUGCCACACUAUCUGUAAUCGUUUUCUUCUUUUGCAGUCUGAAAAUAUAUAACAAUAACAUCGCGCUUUCUCUCAAUUUCGCAAUUUCUUUGCUAGUUGCCUGGGCACCACAAGGGUUGCCGGCUACUGUCAUGAUGUUACUCACAGUAGCUGCCAAACGCAUGGGUAAACGAAACGUAUUAGUCAAAGAUCUACAAAGCGUGGAAACACUGGGUGCUAUUACUCUAUUGGCUAUUGAUAAGGCUGGUACUUUGACUGGAAAUGGAAUGGUUCCAUCCUAUAUUUGGUCCGACUCGAAGUUAUACACGACGUUCAAUCAGAAUGAAUCCGCCGAACCCUUCGACCCUAAAAAUGCUGGUAAUCAAGAAAUCAUCCUUACUUUUAUCUUGUGUUCGCGUAUAAACCCAUUCGAAAUUCGGUUUGCCAGUCAAUACGUGCCCGAUUACGAUGAAGUCGUCAAUGCCUAUCCAAAAAUUUUCGAAAUCCCUCUCAUUGCUGCAAACAAAUGGGCUCUUUCGAUUCAUAAAAAGAGACACGAAAAUGGUGAAUUAAUUCUCUACAUGCAAGGCGCUCCGGAACGCGUCCUCUUCCAUUGCUCCACUAUAUUCUUGGGCGGCGUAGCCGUGCCAUUGACAGACGAACAUAGGAAACAAUUCCACGAUGUAUACGAAUUCAUGGCAUCGAAAGGUCAUCGCGUAUUGGCUUUUGCACGGCUACCACUACCAGGCAGUCAAUAUUCAGUCAAUUACAGUUUCACAAGGGAUGAAAUAUAUAAUAUACUGGGUAAUCUGUGUUUUUUUGGCUUGGUUUCUCUCGAAGUUCCUCCAAAGCAUGGCGUUCGCGAAGCCAUGGGUCGCUGUCGUCUUGCGGGCAUUCGCGUUGUGAUGAUAACCGACGAUGGUCUUCUAACAGCUGAAAAUAUUGCACGUAAUAUUAAUCUUAUGCUAUCUGAUACGAAGGCGCUUGUAGCAAAACGUACAGGACGACCAGUUGAUUCCAUUCGUGAAGAGGAAUACAACGCAAUUGCCAUUUCUGGAGAAACUAUUGACACUUUGAGCGACUUUGAGUGGGAUAAUAUAUUUUCCAAGCGUGAAAUUGUUUUUGCCAGUACGUCACCGCGACACAAACUCGAGAUUGUCAAGCGAGCUCAAAACAUGGGACAUAUUGUGGGAGUAACGGGGGAUGGUGUGAAUGACGCUCCUGCUCUCAAGAAAGCUGAUCUGGGUAUUUCUAUGAAUAGUACUGGCUCAGAUGUAUCAAAGGAGGCUGCCUCUAUGAUAUUAUUGGAUGAUAACUUUGCGUCUACCAUAAAAGGAAUCGAAGAAGGCCGUCUAAUUUUCAUUAACCUUAAGAAAUCUGUUCAGUAUGUAAUUACUCACUUGACUCCAGAAAUCUAUGCCGUGCUUCUAUUUAUUAUCGUCCCCCUGCCAUUGCCUCUGUCAACCAUUCAAAUUUUGCUCAUCGAUUUGGGCUACGAAUUAUUUAUUGCCAUGACCUUUGCUUGGGACAAGCCAGAAGAUGCUUCAAAGUUGAUGAAAUUGGCUCCUCGAAGACGCGUUACGCUGAAAACCAUACAAAAUUUACGUCGCCGUGCUCUCAUGCGUACGCCUACUGUUACGGAUCCUGAAACAGGAUUGCCUCUGCAAACUUCCAGAAUGAGCCGAUUCUUUACGCAAUUUAAAAAACUUGCAAGUUGGGAAUGGUGGAAACAGAGGUUUGAAUUGAGCGGAGAUGGAGAAGUUCUUAUUGACGGGAAUAUUUUAAGUUAUGCUUAUUUGGAAGUCGGAAUUCUCGAAACGGUUUUCUGUUUGUUGGCAUACUUUAUUGUCUUGAAUCACCACGGUAUAUCGCCAACUGACGCGCGCUUGAUGCAGCUAAACGGUUCAUACUUUCUCAGUAGCUCGCCCGAUUACACAACUACUCGUGGCGUUACCUUAACCGCAGAUCAGCAAGUUGAAGCUCUGAGUCAAGGACAGUCGAUCUUCUACCUCUCGAUUAUGAUCCAGCAAAUGUUUGAUCUUUUUGCUGUAAAAGACAGGUUUGACUUACCAUUUGGCGAGCUCAUGUUCUCAAAUCCGCGCAAUUUCAUCGGUAUCUUUCUCGGCGGAUGUCUGGCAAUGUUUGUCGUUUAUAUUCCUCCUGCAAACACGGCAUUAGGAUCAAAUUACAGACUCAGUCCAUUAUAUUGGCUAACACCCAUCGGAGGAGGAAUCACUAUAUUGUUGUACGUUUCCGUUCGUAUCUUAGUCUUCCGCCGACGUCGUGCGUCACUGAUUAGCGAGAAGGGCGAAGUGCUCAUCUCGAGACUUUACCGACAUGAUUUGAAACAUGAAAACUUGUACAUAGCAGCUGUUACCAAGUGCAACGCCAACGCAGCUCUCGUGUUCGAGUUCUGCUAUAGAAUUAUAAACAUAGGGAAAAGCUAUUUUGGUAAAUUUGACGAAGAAAGUGUAAAGAAUAAUUUUGUACUGAUAUAUGAGUUGUUGGACGAAGUAUUGGAUUUUGGGUAUCCACAGAACAGUGAAACCGAGACAUUGAAGAUGUAUAUUACGACCGAAGGAGUUAAAUCGGAACGAGCAGUUAAAGAAGAUUCUUCAAAGAUCACGAUUCAAGCUACUGGGACUACCUCCUGGCGACGGGCUGAUAUUAAAUACAGGAAGAAUGAAGCGUUUAUAGACGUUAUCGAGUCUGUUAAUCUGCUUAUGAGUACAAAAGGCAACAUACUCAGGGCUGAUGUUUCGGGGCAAAUAAUGAUGAGAGCAUAUUUGUCCGGCACGCCAGAAUGUAAAUUCGGGUUGAACGAUAAACUAGUGUUGGACAAGGAUCCAAGAAUCAAUAGCGUUUCCCGGCGUGCUAAUGCUGUUGAAAUAGACGACUGUCAAUUUCAUCAAUGUGUGAAGUUGGGAAAGUUUGAUUCAGAUCGAACAAUAAAUUUCAUCCCACCCGACGGUGAAUUCGAGCUCAUGAGAACAACGGAGAACGUUAAUUUGCCAUUUCGGGUUCAUCCCACAGUCAACGAAAUUGGAAAAUCACGGGUAGAAUAUAGAGUUACUGUAAAGGCCAAUUUCUCUAACAAAUUAUAUGCGAAUAAUGUUGUUGUACGGAUUCCUACUCCUUUGAACACGGCGAAUAUCAAUGUGAGGGUUGUUUCGGGUAAAGCAAAAUAUGUUCCCGCGGAUAAUUCUAUUGUCUGGAAGAUGCCUCGUUUCCAGGGACAAUCGGAAUUCACGCUUAGUGGUGAGGCCGAACUGUCUGCAAUGACGGUGAAUAAGGCCUGGUCAAGACCACCAAUCUCGAUGGAUUUUCAAGUUCUCAUGUUUACGGCCUCUGGUUUACUUGUCAGAUUCCUGAAAGUGUUUGAGAAGAGCGAUUACCAGAGUGUCAAAUGGUGCAUUGAUACAUAUUAG
Molecule: messenger RNA, 4233 nt
Organism: Paraglomus occultum
Lineage: Eukaryota; Fungi; Glomeromycota; Glomeromycetes; Paraglomerales; Paraglomeraceae
Source: the annotation of a GenBank genome assembly